AGACCGCUCGUCUAGCGCCUCGAUACAUACCACAGCUCUCGGUGCGCUCAUUUCCGUCCAGACCAGUCUGACGAAGCCUCCACGAGUCUUAGUACGCCAACGCUCAUCGCUCGCAGCCGAGUCAUCAUGGUGGCCGAAGGACACUGCAACUGCAACAGCAUCAAGGUCUCAAUCCCGGCACUGCCUGUGAAGUCCGGCAUCUGCUACUGCUCCAACUGCAAACGAGCGGGUUCCAGCAUGUGCUCCAUCGUCUUCAUGCUCGACCAUUCGGAAGUCGACAUCCAGGAUCCCAGCGGCGCGUUGAAGAAUUACACGGAUGCAAACACCAAGAGCGGAAAUGCCAUCACGCGGCAGUUCUGCGGCAACUGUGGAAGCCCUGUGGCAUCGCUGGUCCCUGGCUUUCCAAAGAUCAUCCUGAAGGCUGGGUUGUUCGAUCAAUUGCCCGAGCCAGGGCAUUCUGUUUUUGAAGAGGAUAGGCCUGCAUGGAUGAAGGUCGUGAAUGCGGAUGAAGCAGAAAAGUAGCUGUAGGUGAGGAGUUUUGUUCGGUUCAGUCCAUUCUGACCCGAGGUACUUGCACAAAUCACCAUUUGUCAAUUAUGCGCGGGCACAAGUGUGUUUCUUCCAAAGGUUUCAGACGAAGCACCG
Messenger RNA from Trematosphaeria pertusa, 645 nucleotides. RefSeq lists its product as uncharacterized. Gene Ontology annotation, molecular function: carbon-sulfur lyase activity. NCBI's taxonomy places the organism in Eukaryota, Fungi, Ascomycota, Dothideomycetes, Pleosporales, Trematosphaeriaceae. The transcript is spliced from 3 exons. Bases 127 to 522 code for a protein of 131 amino acids. The record is from RefSeq and is a predicted model, not a curated record.